AUGGAAGCAGAGGAACGGCCAAGCAAACUACAGAAGACAGGGCACGCAGCAGGAGACUCUCCUGUAGACGUUCCGGUGUCAAGGGCUGUCCGAGACCCGUCAAAUGAUGGCAUUGGCGAUAAACCCGAAAUUGAUACCAAGGCUGACGGGUGCCCUCAAAUUGCCGUAAAUACAGGCGCAGCUGCGGAUCAGACGCAGCAGCCGGCGCUGUCUAAGAACCAGUUGAAAAAGCUCGCAAAGCAGCGCAGGUGGGAGGACCAAAGGGAAAGACGAAAAGAAUAUCGCAAGGAGAAGCUGCAGAAGAAAAGAGACCGCAGUAAAGCCCUAAAAGCCGAGCUUCAGGCCAAUGGCGUGGCCUUGACGCCUGGAGUGCAUGUUGAAGGGAUACUGCCCGAUAAGAAUAAGAUCAGGAGAGAAGCUCGCGCCCGGGCAGUUAAUGUCCCCCUUACCUUUAUAAUUGACUGCGAUUUUGAUGACCUCAUGCACGAUACUGAGCUCAAGUCACUAUCGUCCCAGAUAACACGGUCAUACUCGGAUAAUGCAAAGGCUCCCUACAGGGCCAGCCUAGUGAUAGCAUCUUUCCAUGGCCAGCUCAAAGAACGAUUUGAUACUGUGCUUUCCAAAAACCACGAGAACUGGGCCGGUGUUAAGAUAACCCAGGAUGACUUUACUGCAGCGGCAACAUCUGCCCAACAGCGUAUGCAUGAUAUACGCCAUCCAAAUUUAAAAGGAGCAUUUGCCGAGAAGUCCGAAUCAGAGGGUCUGAAGGAGGAAGGAGAAGUAGUGUAUCUUACCAGCGACAGCCCAGAGACGCUGACGGAACUCAAGCCGUACAGCACCUACAUUAUUGGGGGAAUUGUCGAUAAAAACAGACAUAAGGGAAUCUGCUAUCAGCGGGCCAUGGCUAAAGGGAUGAAAACCGCCAAACUGCCCAUCGGAGACUACAUGCAAAUGGCUAGUCGAUUCGUGCUAGCUACCAACCAUGUUAUGGAAAUAAUGUUAAAGUGGCUCGAACUGAAGGACUGGGGCAAAGCGUUCUCUCAAGUGAUGCCAAAGAGAAAAGGAGGGCGGCUAAAGAGUGAGGUGUCCACUCCUGCGAGUACCGAUGCCGGACAUGAUAGCCAUGCUGAAGGAGAAAAGGCCGAAGAAUCUGAAUCAGGAGAGGGUGAAGGUGACGCAAAGGAGGAUGAUGGGGAAGAAGCAGAAGGAGAUUUGAGGAGGGAGACAGAAGAACUGACAAGUCAUGAAAGAGAACACGGGGGAGCGAGUAGCAUAUGA
Nannizzia gypsea CBS 118893 is the source of this 1278-nucleotide messenger RNA. Its product is annotated as tRNA (guanine-N(1)-)-methyltransferase. Gene Ontology annotation, molecular function: tRNA binding. The coding region runs from base 1 to 1278 and encodes 425 amino acids. NCBI's taxonomy places the organism in Eukaryota, Fungi, Ascomycota, Eurotiomycetes, Onygenales, Arthrodermataceae. The transcript has a single exon. The record is from RefSeq and is a predicted model, not a curated record. Gene Ontology annotation, biological process: tRNA N1-guanine methylation. Gene Ontology annotation, cellular component: nucleus.